AUGCCAAUCUUGGUGGAUGGCCUUAAGGGAGGUCUAGCUGCUGGACCAGGACAUCCGGGUUGGAAUUCUGGCCAUAGCUGCCUCAUGAUCCUUCCUGAACUACAUGUUGACUUGCCAUUGCAUCAUGGUUGUCAUGUUGUUCAGAGUAUCCUGGCUCCUUUGUGCUAUGGCCUUCUGUCGGAACACAACUUCCUGUAUUUGAUUCAACCUCCUGGAGCCAGCCCUGGAACGUCUACUUCCGGUAUUGUCAUGGGCUGA
Prunus armeniaca (apricot) is the source of this 258-nucleotide messenger RNA. The record is from the annotation of a GenBank genome assembly. NCBI's taxonomy places the organism in Eukaryota, Viridiplantae, Streptophyta, Magnoliopsida, Rosales, Rosaceae.